Molecule: messenger RNA, 4752 nt
Organism: Oncorhynchus keta (chum salmon)
Lineage: Eukaryota; Metazoa; Chordata; Actinopteri; Salmoniformes; Salmonidae
Gene: pdp1
Product: pyruvate dehydrogenase phosphatase catalytic subunit 1
Exons: 9
Coding region: 1469-3043 (524 amino acids)
Biological process (GO): protein dephosphorylation
Molecular function (GO): cation binding; protein serine/threonine phosphatase activity
Source: RefSeq, a predicted model, not a curated record
AAGCUGGAGAGAGAUGCAGGAGGGUGGGUAGCGUAGCAAAACGAAAUAGUAAACUCUGAGAAUACGGUCGGUGGCAAGAUAAAUGUGUUUGGCAUGUUACUUUUGUGCAGUAUGUGUUAAUGCAUUGAUAACUAACUUCUGUUAUAUGUUGUGAGCUUUGUUACCGUGACCGUAAUGUACAAGGACUGAAGGAGGAGUGGUGUUUUAAACUGGUUUCCGGUGACGCAUAGCUAGAUCAUCGCUAGCCAACGUUACUACCCAGCAGUAGAGUAGACUUUUUCGGCCCAUCAAAUUAAUACGUAACAAUGUGCUGGCUUUAAUUAUGCUUGUAUUUGGGAUUAUUCGCUAUUGGGAUCUAUGUAGAUAUUUAUCUCGAUUUAAUCUAAGUACAAAGAAAACUGACUCUGAACUGUACUGUAAUCAAUCAACAUGACAAAUCUGUAGCAGUCAGGCCUAGCCAAGGGAUAGGCCGUGGUCACUGGUCAUAGACUGGAGGUUUGAGCGGUAUUUCAACUAGUACCGGGUGGUUCCGUGUAGUUCAGCCGUGCCUGGGUCUCUUUCGACCGACCAGAGCAGCUGCACGCAUUGCCCCUUCGCUACAAAUAGCUAGAUUAAAGCGUAAAUCAGAAAGCGAAAUCCCGGCCACUGUUUAGGUAAAAAGCUGAGGGAUAGGGCUGGAGAAAUGUAUCUACUCUCAAAUUCAUAGACAGAGCUAUGGAUGCAAGGACUGACCAUCCAUUAUAUCAAAACAAUAGUUUUAACCAUGUUUUGAGGCUUUAUAAUGUUUGUUUACUUUUACGUUGUUUCCAAACAUUGAAGGUUAACAAGCUUUUAUUUUGGGUUCUGAUGGAGUGUGGCAGUUGAACUAAGAUCGAGGCUUUUCUACAUUUUAUUCUUCAAGAAUCGAUGGGUCCAUGUCAUUAAUUUAGCAACUGCUGAUUGCCCCUUUAAUUAUAGUGUAAUUAUUGUAUUUGUUCAUGUUUUAUUAGGAUCCCCAUUAGCUGUUACAAUAACAGUAGUUCCUCUCCCUGGGGUCCUAAUGGAGUAGGCGGAAAGGGCAGAGAGGGAUAGCCUAUGCCGUUAGAGAGAAUCUAGUUCAGUAGGACAAGAUUGGGUUUUCAGGAGUGAGCAAAUGUCAGACCCGCUUCACAGGACUAUAUAUAGUCUGUCAGGCAACUAGCGGUGGCUGACCCCUGUAGAGGGGCAAGGUUCUUUCAUGGAGCAACAAAGCAUGGAAGACGACUAGCCGUGGCCGACCCCUGUAGCACACUGGGUCUCAAACCUGUCCUUGGGACCUCAAGCCAUUCCAUAUAUUUGAUCUACUCCAGAACUAGCACACCUGAUUCAACUUUUCAACUAAUCAUCAAGCCUUUGUGUAGGUGAAUCAGGUGAAGGAGUGUUGGUGGUGCUCUGAGAGAGUGUGUGUGUGGCGGUGCUCUGAGAGUGUGUGUGCCCAGAGCGAGCCACCAUGCCCGUGACAUCACAGCUGUUCCGAGGCUUCCCUCGAGCGAAGCUCUGGGGUUCCUCCCUGUUCCCAUGCCAACGCCAGCUCCCCUGCUGCCCCACCUCCCACCGGCCCACCUCGUCGCAGCCCCACCCCAUAUGGCUGACAGCCAUGCCCGUGCGUGGCUAUAGGAGGAGCCCUGACCUCCACAGCUACAAUCUCACCCCCCCACAGGUCAACUCAAUCCUCAAGGCCAACGAGUACAGCUUCAAGGUUCCAGAGUUUGAUGGUAAGAAUGUGUCAUCGGUGAUGGGGUUCGACAGUAACCAGCUGCCUGCCAACGCACCCAUCGAGGACCGGCGCAGCGCUGCCACCUGUCUGCAGACGCGGGGGAUGCUGCUGGGAGUGUUCGAUGGCCAUGCGGGCUGUGCCUGUGCACAGGCGCUGAGUGAGAGGUUGUUCUACUACGUAGCCAUGUCCUUGAUGCCCCAUGAGACCCUGUGUGAGCUGGAGGCUGCAGUAGAGGCAGGCAGGCCCCUCAGCCCCAUCCUGCAGUGGCACAAACACCCCAACGACUACUUCACCAGGGAGGCACAGACUAUGUACUUCAACAGCCUCAGAACCUACUGGCAGGAACUCAUAGACCUCAGCAGUCCAGGGGAGAGCCUAGGGCCCAGAGAGGCGUUGCUGAGUGCCUUUAAGAGACUGGACAGUGACCUGUCUCUGGAGGCUCAGGUGGGAGACGCCAAUUCCUUCCUCCACUACUGGGUUCUGAGAGUGGCCUUCUCUGGAGCGACUGCCUGCGUAGCUCACAUCGAUGGAUCCGACCUGUAUGUAGCGAACACGGGCGACGGCCGGGCGGUGCUGGGGGUCCAGGAGGAGGACGGCUCAUUCAGCGCUCACACGCUCUCCAACGACCACAACGCCCAGAAUGAGAACGAGGUGGCCCGCAUCCAGGGGGAGCACCCCCUCUCUGAGAAGAAGACUGUCGUACGACAGGACCGGUUGUUGGGCCUGCUGAUGCCGUUCCGUGCGUUUGGAGAUGUGAAGUUCAAGUGGAGCAUUGACUUGCAGCGAGGUGUGUUGGAGUCAGGACCAGACCAGCUCCAUGACAACGAACACACCAAGUUCAUCCCCCCCAAUUACCACACCCCUCCCUACCUCACGGCCGAGCCUGAGAUCACACACCACCGCCUCCGACCUCAGGACCGCUUCCUGGUGCUGGGUACAGACGGGCUGUGGGAGACGCUCCAUCGACAGGAGGUGGUCCGGAUCGUAGGGGAGUAUCUAACGGGGGUCCACCAGCGCCAGCCCCUCACCGUGGGGGGUUACCAUGUCACCCUGGGACAGAUGCAGGGGCUGCUGGCUGAGAGGAAGGCCCGUGCCUCCUUAGCGUUCCAGGACCAGAACGCUGCCACCCACCUGAUUCGCCACGCGGUGGGCAACAAUGAGUUUGGAGCAGUGGACCACGAGACGCUGUCCAAGAUGCUGUCUCUGCCUGAGGAACUGGCCCGCAUGUACCGCGAUGACAUCACCAUCAUCAUCACACAGUUCAACCCCCACGUGGUUGGACACCAGCGCCAAGGGGGGGAGUCCUGAGCCAGCUCAGCCUAUUAGAGGGGAACGUGGACAUGAACAGGAAGUUUACUUUCUAGGAGGAAAAACACUGAUGUGAGGACUGGGUCUUGCUACAUGGUUAAGCUCUAAUCUUUAUUUUACCAAACGCACACAAAACAUACUGUUAAUGGACUAACCCUGCAGAGGGAGGACUGCCUACCUUCGGACUCCUUAUUUUAGGAUUGUUAUUGAAGAGGUGUGUGUACAGUAUGUGCACAUGUGAGCACACAGUCCUGGUCAUGUGGAUUGUUGAAAUGCUUGCUGAUACUGAUCACAAGUUGGCUCUUUUCUGAGUGUUGUGGCCUGAUGUGUGUACAAAGCUUUUUAAAGGAUAUUUGAUCAACCUCUACAGCAUUCUGCUUCUCUGCUCUGUCACAGUCUCUGCCCAUAGGAAACUUUAAUUUGUGCCUAAAGAGUUUGCUGCUUUAUAACUAUGUUGUCUGAGCAUUGAGGUAAUGAUACGGUGGCAGCCUUUGUGUUUGUUCAAUCUGGCCUGUCUACUCCUCUACAAACAUCCCUCCCUCUUUCAUAUCACAGAUUCUGUGCUGUGCAGUUGCAGCAUCUGUCUUGCUCUAGAGCUGCAACUGGCCUCCAUCCUGGCUCUACCGCAUGGCUCUGCUGUUACAUAGUAGGGCUCUGUCUGUCUGUGUUCUGUCAUUGGAUGGAUCAGUGUCCUUUAUACUUGUUAUAGACGGACAGCCAAGAGCCCCCGGCACACUUCUUGUUAUCUUAUAUUUUGAAUAAUGUUUAUUUAAAAUGUUUUUAAUCUGAUUUCAAACAUUGACUAUUUUGUCAACCUUAGAGAGUAAUAACUGCCUGUGUCUAUAAAGCAGAUGUUAUUGCUCUGAGACAGACGGCGUCACUAAGAUAGGAACCAGUAGAGCUACGUAGUGUGCAGGCUUUAGAUCCAGCACUAACACCUCUAUCACAACUACUCGCCCACAGGAAUCAGCUUUGUUAUGCGCUGAGUGUGUCUGAGAGAUUCUACAGCAGACUGAAGGAGUGGUGGUAUUCUGUAGAGGAGAGAGAGAGGGGUGUGUGAUCAGACGUUUAUUGUUUUAGGGUUGCAGAGUAUACAUGUUUCAAAGAAACAUAGUGGUUGAACCUUUCGUGUUUUUUGACAAUUAUACUCUCAUACGGGGGAGGGAUAUGGUAUACUAACGUCAUCAUGCUUACAUGGUGGGUAUUCUAUCAAACAUGUUUUUAAAAAGUUUAGUUUUUAGUUUUUAACAGUGUAUCAUUGCUAGCCUGGUGUCAGAUCUCUGUCUGAGGUAACCAUGGAAUUAGGAAUUGAACUGUAACCAUCUCCUGUCAUGUUCAUGCCAAACCUCCAGAAGUGACUAAAACAGAGACAGACUUAGUCACUGUUGGCAGGACACUAACCAUGGUGUGGUUCUAGGCUUGUAUAGGUCAGAUGAAGGGUGUGCAUCAUAUGAGGUUGUAUAUCUCGUGGUGGUGUAUAUUUAGGAGAGGAGAGAAUGUAAAGCUGAAGGUGGCUCUGUCUGGACGCUGGCUGAAUACUUGAAGGUUAUUUAUGCAACUUUUAAUAUGUCACAGUUAUUUAUCCACAAUUAUAUGAGAUGUGACAGGUAUGUAUGUACAGUGUCCUGUUUGUGUCCAGUGACCUGUUUGGGCUUGAGACUAAAGUUUUUUUGAAUUUGGAAACUUAAUAAAACAAUGGCUACUACACA